UGUUCUGCUUUGACUGUAAACUUUCUCCACGAGCUCAGUCAGUCAGUCAGUGAGCGGCGGACCGUUGGGCCGUUGGUACCGCGUCUGUCUCUGUGCUUUAACGGAAACUCCUCCGUUAAUCAUGUCCAAUUAACGGUUUGAUUCGGUAGUUUGGAGAAGCGGAAGAUAAAUUAAAUACCGGAGAAAACACUGUUGGAGAAAUGGAGGCUGUGAGUAAGUGGACCCCGCAACAAGUGGUGGACUGGAUGAGAGGUCUGGACGACAGCCUGCAGCAGUACACCCCGUCCUUCCAGCGGCAGCAGGUGGACGGGGAGAAGCUGCUCAGGAUGUCCCACCAAGAGCUGCUGUCUCUGGGCUUGUCGCGGGUCGGACACCAGGAGCUGGUGCUGGAGGCCGUGGAUCUGCUCUGCGCACUGAACUUCGGUGUGGAGAAGGACAACCUGAAGACGCUGGUGGGGAAGAUGAGAGCGGCGCACAGCAACCUGAACAGCGCGGUGUCAGAGCGCAGGAAGAACCCCGCCUACCACAGCAAAAUCUCCCAUCAGCCCUCCAACGAGUUCCUGACCGCCGUGGUCCAGCUGAUCGGAGCCGCCAAGAGUCUGCUGUCCUGGCUGGACAGGACUCCUCUGACGAGCACCAACGACUUCACUGCCACCAAAAGCAAAAUCAUCCAGCUGUGCCUUGAGCUCACCUCCACCGUCCAGAAGGACUGCACUGUUUAUGAGAUUGAGGAGAAGAUUCUGGAAGUGUCCCGAGCUCUGAACAGCGUCUGUGAGAAGACGGUCCAGGCCACCGCUGACCCCUCAAAGAGUGACAUGUCCUGUCUGGAGGAGGUGCACAUCACCAACAUCAAGCCUGGGGAGGGACUGGGUAUUUACAUCAAAUCCACGUACGACGGGCUUCACGUCAUCACUGGGACAACGGAGAACUCUCCUGCAGAUAAAACUCAGAGGAUUCAUGCUGGAGAUGAAGUCGUGCAGGUCAACACGCAGACCGUGGUGGGCUGGCAGUUGAAACACCUGGUGGAGAAGCUGAGGGCGGAGUCUGGAGGCGUCGUCCUGCUGGUGAAGAAGAGGCCGUCUGGAACGUCUGCCGGCUUCGCACCCGCACCGCUGAAGAACCUGCGCUGGAGGCCGCCGCUCAUACAGACCUCUCAGGGAGCGCCGGGUCUCUACAGAUCUCGACAGCCAGAGACCGCAGACGCUCCCGGGAAGAGAGGGAAGACCCCCAUAUCGGAUUUGUGCGUCCCUCCUCCCCCUGCAGCGCCUUACGUCCCGCUAGACGGGAACACCAGCGCGUCUCAAGGAGUGAAAAUGAGGCCGAAGUCUCCGAACUCGUGUCUGGACGCGGACGUGCGGCGACGCUUCACUUUUGCCGACGACAACAGGGCGCCCAUCGGCCCCCCCCCCACCUGCACUCAACCAACCAAUCCCUGUAAACCUCGACCCGUCUCCAUGCCGGUGGAGUCGUUCUCAGGUGACCCGUCCUGCAGGCCUCAGGGAAGGAAAGGUCACCAGGACGUCCUGCACAGAUACCUGAGUAACGAGGGAAUCAGCACCAUCACAGAGGAGGAGCCGUGCUUCCCCCUGCCGUACCGAGGACACCCGUCUGUCCGCGGGGUCGACCACAUCAGAGGCAGCCAGUGCUUCAUCAACGCCAACCUGCACAACACCGCCACCAUCCCCUACCAGGAAGCGGCGUCCAAGAAGUCUGCCGCCGCUGCCGCGUCUCCUCCGCUGGCUGUCACCAAACAGUCGACGUCGCUGCUCGGAGGCUGGCUGGCUCGUCUCCGGCUGCUCAGCCACUGACGAGUCUCAACAGAACGUUUAUUACUUAGAUAAGUCACACGGACGUAGUGGACUCCCGCCCUCGAGACAUCUACAGGAAAAACUUUCUACAUCAUUUUUACCAGAGAAAUAAAACUUCUGGAAUAAACCAAAGAUUCAAGAAGUCAACGCCAAAAACACAUCGCAGAGCAGUCGCUUGGUUCUACAUGAACCAGGACGCUUUCCUCAGAACGUUGACCUGUGAAUGCUUUUAUGAUAUAAAAGUGUACGCUGAUCUCAACUGAAAAUACAUUUGUAUCCACGCGAGCAACACGACUGUGUGGAUGGUAACCGAGGACUUGGGUGACCUCUGCAGCAGAACUUUUACAUUGUGAGAUUCAGCUGAUGGGCUUUAGAUCGGGAAUCGUUCUCUGAGAAACGGACCAAUCAGUGGAUGCGAAUGUUUCCAGUCUCGCUGCUUCAUCCACAGACUGAAUGAAAACAUGGACGUGAGUUUGAAAAUACACUUCAAAGCCUGUUUAUCAGUGUCCUACGUAUUCAAAGAGGAACAAAGAACACGUGAAACAAACCUCUUAAAGCGAAAUUACAUCUAGAAAACAUUUAGUUUAUCAAUGCAGCUGAUGAGAAGUUUAUAGACGACUCAAUAUUAAUACGCAUUUCACUUCAAAUGUAACCAGUUCUGCAUCUGAACCAGUUUCUGAUCUAUAAAUAAACAAACACACACGCUGAAAACAACCUUUCAGUAGAAAGUUUGGACCCGCUGAGCUUCCAUACAGGACGUCAAAAACAAGUGGGAAACAUUCAGCUUGUGCGUGGAAACAGAAAAUACUUUUAACCCCUCCAAAGAAUACCUCAUGAUUUCUGUUCAUGGCGUCCUGAAUCUGCUGAUGAUGAAGCUGGUUUUUGUUUUCAACAGAUCUUCAUUUCUUUCAAGUUCAACAGGAAUCAAUGAGCAGAAUUAUAAAUCAGGAAACACCAAAGAUUCAAGACGUUCACCACAAGUUCACAUUCAAAGAGCAAAUAAUCCAGUUUAAAAAUGAUGAAGCAUUUCUAAACAUCAGAGCUGCGUCUCGUCUUCCUCUCGGGACAGCUGGUGCCUCUUAUCUUUGUAAAUAUGUUUUAUAGAUUUAUUUUAUCACUGCAAAUAUGUGCUUUUCAGUUUAUGAGAAGGUUAAAACAAGUAGAAGUAAAAGAGCUCAACAUUGUUACUAAAUAUUUCUGAAGCGUCUUGUUACAACAGUAAUAACUAUAUAAACCUUUGAGGAGGAACUGAUCAGAGGGUCAAGGUUAAUAACAUUAAUACAAUUUUAAUCUACACCAAUUUUACCAACAGGUUUUUAUGACAUACAUUUUAAGAAAGCAGUUUUAAAGAAAACUAAAUGUCUAUUAAAGUAUAAAAACUUUCAAAUCUGUGUUUUAAUUGUUUUGAUUCUGAAGAUUUUUAAUGAAACUUAGCAAAGUUAAGCUAAAAGUUCACGCUGAAGAGAAUUAUUGUUCUUAUAUUUUGGUUUAAGAGUGAAAUGUAAACGUUAAAUUUCAAAGUGUUGCGUCUUUUCUUUAGAGAUUUUACCGUAAAUGUUUCCGUUUAAAUCUCAAACUGCUGCUGCCGUCACCUGACUUGCAGACGCUGAAAGCUGCUGAAGAUUUGAGGUCUAACUGGCUGAUAUGAAGUGUUUCAUGUGUAGCUUACAUCGCUCAAACAGCUUCAGGGGUUCCUCGUGAUGUUCUCUGAAGAACUCCUGUGUUUGAGGUUUCUUCAUCAUGACAAGCUUUCUGACGGAGUUCCUCAGGGAAGAGUUUUGGAUCAUCUGAUGUUUACAAUCUGAGGAGCUCUGCAAGUUCUUUUUUCUUUUGUAAAGUGUUUGUGGAUCAUGUUCGGUGUUUAUACUGACAACACGUGAUGCAAGAGAUACGAGAGCUUGUACAUAAGAUUAUCAGAGUGUAGUUGAAAGUGUACGGAUAGAACGUCUGCAAAGUUUAGAUACUUUUGGUUUCUGAACUUAACGUUUUGAUUUAAAGUGAGACUAUGUAACUUUUAAUAGAACACAUAAAAUUCCUAAUUUUAAACAUAAAAAGUUUUAUUUAUAAGCGACAAGACACUUAAUUAAUUACAUUCUGCUUGCCCUAAUAUGCCAUCGUAAGUAUGACCAGUAGCCUUCUGGUGGCUGUAUUUCUGACGUCCGUUUCCCCUUUUUAUUUUCUGCGUAUGAUCCCAUUACACGUUCCCGCUGGCUCUCCGAAUGACAGCAGUAGAGAAUCAUGGGAAAUGUAGGAAAAUCCAGAAUCCUGCAGUUACCGCUUGUGGCCGCUGUUCAGCAUCAUUUACAUCAUCUCACUUUAAUGUGACGAUCAUUUCAUCAUGUUUGUGUCAUUUUGCUAAACUACAUGCAUCUCAAGAAUCUGUUUUUCCUCUAAGUAUUUUGUAAGCGUCUCUUCUUAGUUUAACUGGUUUCAUUCUCCAUGUGUACAUCUGAAUUGUUCCAGAGCUGCAGUACGAUAUGAUGCCUCUGUGAUGCUUUGUAACUUGUGCAAAAAUAUAUCAAAUAAAGUGCAAUUUAUUUUAAAACA
Messenger RNA from Cottoperca gobio, 4355 nucleotides. RefSeq names its product connector enhancer of kinase suppressor of ras 3-like. Gene Ontology annotation, biological process: regulation of signal transduction. Gene Ontology annotation, cellular component: membrane; cytoplasm. The record is from RefSeq and is a predicted model, not a curated record. Gene Ontology annotation, molecular function: protein binding. The transcript has 13 exons. NCBI's taxonomy places the organism in Eukaryota, Metazoa, Chordata, Actinopteri, Perciformes, Bovichtidae. Bases 201 to 1808 code for a protein of 535 amino acids.